Phalacrocorax carbo (great cormorant) is the source of this 3516-nucleotide messenger RNA. The record is from RefSeq and is a predicted model, not a curated record. NCBI's taxonomy places the organism in Eukaryota, Metazoa, Chordata, Aves, Suliformes, Phalacrocoracidae.
CCGGGCGGGGCGGGGCCGCCGCGGGCUCCGCGUGGGCCGCGAGCCGCCGCCGCGAGGGGCGGGGCCCCGCUGUCCCGGGGCGGCGGGGGCUCGGCCCGGCCGGGAGCUGCCGGGCUCGGUCCCGCCUCCCGCCGCGGGCUUCGGCAGCCGCGGCGCCGUCGCCGCGUCCCGCGUCCGGGGAGCCGUGCGGUGGCGCCGCCCCGGGGCGGCGGGCGGGCUGUCCCGCCGCGGCCGCUGAGCUCGGCGGGUGGCGGCCGCCCCGCGGUGCCGCCCCGGCCCGCCGCCAGCCUCGCCCCGGGCGCCCGCCGAGCGCCGGCAGCCCCGCGGCGGUAGCGCCGGGGCGGCAGGAUGAAGGGGCACCCGGACCAGCAGGUGCCGCUCACUUUCCCGCAGCAGCCUCCGGGCCGGGCGGCUCCCGGUGGCGGAGCUCUCAUGGGCGCCAGGAAGAGACCCGGGGCCCCGGGCUUGCCGCCGGCGCGGGACUCGGAAGAGCUCUUCCAGGACUUGAGCCAGCUCCAGGAGACCUGGCUCUCGGAAGCUCAGGUUCCAGACAGUGAUGAGCAAUUUGUGCCUGACUUUCAUUCAGAAAACUUAGCUUUUCACAGUCCUCCUGCUAAGGUUAAAAAGGAGCCACCGAGUCCCUCCUCGGACCCCACACUCUCCUGCAACCAUAAGCAGCCAUUCCAGUACCACAAUGGCGAGCAGUGCCUUUAUGCCAGUGCCUAUGAUCAACCCAGACAAGCUGGAAUCAAGUCCCCCAACCCAGGACCCCCGAUACAGUCACCGCUCCAACAGUUCCCUAGACAGGACAGGAGCUUCCUGACCCCUGCGGGGCCACCCCACCCUACAUCCAGCUGCGGAUACCUCAACAAAAACAGCUCUGCGUAUCAGCCACCUGUGGAGAUGUGCCGUUCCUUCCCUUCCUCCCAGGGAAUGGCCCAGGAAGACCCCAUUGCCUACCAGCGCCAGAUGCCCGAGCCCUGCCUCCAGUACUCGCAUCAGGGCUUCAAACAGGAGUACCAUGACCCACAGUAUGAGCAAGCAAGCGGGGCAGGCAGCAGCCAUCAGUACCCAGCAGCUGUGGUGAUCAAGCAGGAGCAGGUGGACCACGUGUUUGACUCAGAUGUUCCUGGCUGUCCUUCCAUGUACAUAAAUGUUGAGAGUUAUCCAAGUCAUUCAAACACAGAAGACAUAUUAGGCUGCAGCUACGACAAGCAGACGAGGACCUUUACUGAUGAUGUCUGUGUUGUUCCAGAAAAAUUUGAAGCAGGAGACAUCAAGCAGGAAGCCGGAGGAUACCGGGAAGGACCUCAAUACCAGAGACGGGGAUCUCUCCAGCUCUGGCAAUUUCUUGUGGCUUUAUUGGACGAUCCGACCAAUUCCCACUUCAUUGCCUGGACUGGUAGAGGGAUGGAGUUCAAGCUCAUUGAGCCAGAAGAGGUAGCCAGGCUGUGGGGUAUCCAAAAGAACCGUCCAGCCAUGAACUAUGACAAGCUGAGCCGAUCCCUUCGCUACUAUUAUGAGAAAGGCAUCAUGCAGAAGGUGGCUGGAGAGCGCUACGUCUACAAGUUUGUGUGUGAGCCUGAAGCCUUGUUCUCUCUGGCCUUCCCUGAUAAUCAGCGGCCAACUCUGAAGGCAGAGUUUGACCGGCAGAUCAGCGAGGAGGACACAGUGCCUCUUUCUCACCUGGAUGAGAAUGCCACUUACCUGCCAGACCUGGGGAGCCUCCCUCCACAGCUUUACAGCAAAGGCUACACAUACUAGCAUUGCUGGGAGCACCCUGUGCCUCCUUUGCUUGUGUAUAUAAGGAGAUGUGUGGUUAGUAUUCAAUCAGUAUAAGCAUUUUGCUAGGCCAGCCUAGGGCAGCACUAAACUAUGAAUACCUGCUUUGGUCAGGAAAAGUGUUCAGGUACACACGUGGAUAAUCACCUGACAGUUGACAGGGCUCUUGUGUGCUCAUAAGACCCUCAUAUUUGUGAGGAUGGCACUCGUUCUCAGCGAUGCAGACAUCUGAGCAGCGGAGCUGCAGCUUCAGCAGCAUAUCGGGUAAUGGCUGCCUCCAGCUGGAACAGACGAGCCUGUUGCUGUCCCUUCCUUUGGUGAGGGAGGAGAUGCCAUCCUACCGGGCUCUUUUUCAGAUGUGAGGAUGCUACAAUGCUGCUGCUGACUCCAUUCCUUCAGUACAUGUACUUGAACCUCUGUGUAACCUGCCCUCAGCAAGGGAUGGCUCCGACCCACAUGGACUCACCUCUGCAAGGCCAAUUUGGCCUUCUUCCCAGGAUGGCUGCAACACGGUGGUCACACACCUUGCCUGAGCGGCUUUGUGGGGAUGGGGAAUACUUGUUGUCUUGUAUGCGCAUGCUCCUGCCUUAUCGCCUCCUUGCUCAUAACACUUCAUGCCAGGACUAUCUGCUAUUUAGGCACUCUCUCUGAGCAGGGUAGCUGGAGGCACUGGCCAGGAUUAGAGCAGUCCUGGAAUGCAUGGCAAUACUUAAAAUUUAGGGGAACUACAGAGCUGUCUGACUGCAUUGGUUUGGGACACAGGUGAAAGCCAACGUCUCCUUCAGGUAGAGGGACUGCAGGAGUCAGCAAGGCCUGAGCCACCAGUCCAUUGUAGCGUUGUGGCUUUUCCAAACUGAACAACUUCAUCAACAACCAUCCUCAGGAUCUUUGAAGACCUGUCAGGCUCUUGAGUGUGCCCAUCUGGGCUUGGCUAGAAAAUCGUCUGAGGCAAGAAAAGAACCUGGUGGAGGCGUGUUAAGAAAAUGCUUUACAAAGUAACCUACACCAUACAUAGUUCUUAAUAUCUGAAUUUACACUUAACCUUCACAGAUGUUUGCAUGUUUGAAGGAAAUCCUGAUGUUUUAUAAAGGCAGCUAUCUCUGAAGCCCAGUGCAGCACAUGCAACACAACUAACUUUGACUGGUUUUCCACAACAGUGAACAUUUAUAGUGGGCACCACAUCCUCACUGAGAGGUGCCUCACUUUUUAGCUAGCAGCUCUGACAUGUGCCCAGUUAGAUAGGGACAGUACAGUGUACCCAUACAGAAAAAGCCUGUUUCCUAUUGCUUCACAUUGAUGUUCCAGCUGCUGAAUACAGAGAAUCACCAAUGCUGCCAAUGUGGUAGCCUGUAGAGGGAACUCUGUAUGUUGCCCGAAAGCCUAAUUUCCCCCAAUGACUCUCCCCUGCAUGGCUAAUGCCAACGCUCCCAGCCUUGUCCCUGGGCACGAGGGCCACGAAAGGCAGCUCUCCCUGCCUGAGGAGAGGCCAGGUACUCAGAGCAGCCUGCUCUGCUGAUGCCUCUGCACGCCCUGUGGUCCAGAGACUUGGUGUUCUGGCAGCUCCUGGCCCUCCUGCCUUGCCCUGCUCCCAUCUGGCAAGCACACUUCCUCUGGCGUCCCAGAAGUGAGGGUGAAGGGGAACCCUUCCAUUGGUAUAAGCUGCCUUUACUAUUUAUGAGUGUAAAAAUACUAUAAUUAAUAAAUUGGUCUAUGUCUUUGGCCAGUGCACCUUCA